Molecule: messenger RNA, 1365 nt
Organism: Penicillium pulvis
Lineage: Eukaryota; Fungi; Ascomycota; Eurotiomycetes; Eurotiales; Aspergillaceae
Product: glycoside hydrolase family 76 protein
Exons: 3
Coding region: 1-1365 (454 amino acids)
Biological process (GO): fungal-type cell wall biogenesis; carbohydrate catabolic process
Molecular function (GO): mannan endo-1,6-alpha-mannosidase activity
Source: RefSeq, a predicted model, not a curated record
AUGCUUGGGACUUUGUGGAAAACAGCGUCGGUUAUCACUCUUUUGGCCGGCGCGGCCUCUGCCAUUGAUCUCGAUAUCAAGGAUGAAAAGUCCAUCAAGAGCGCAGCUCACACCGCCGCAUAUGGCGCCAUGUCAUACUAUACGGGCAACUUGACCGGCCACAUUCCUGGCGCUUUCCCUACCAAAUGGUGGGAGGGUAGCAUCCUGUUCGAUACGAUGAUUCACUACUGGUAUCUAACUGGCGACGAUUCGAACAACCCGGCCGUAAUCCAGGGAAUGAACUGGCAGAGCGGCGACAACAAUGACUACAUCACUGCAAACUAUAGCUCGUAUAUUGGGAACGACGAUCAAUCGCCUUGGGGGCUUGCGGCCAUGACAGCCGCGGAGUUCGGCCUCCCGCAAACGUCUACGGAGGUCUCAUGGGCAAGCAAGGCAGCCGCCGUGUUCAAUUCUCAGGCGAGCCGCUGGGAUGAUAGCACGUGUGGUGGCGGGUUACGGUGGCAGAUCUAUACGUACGAGACCGGCUAUGGUAUCAAGAAUGCCAUGUCCAACGGUGAAUUCUUUGAGCUAGCUGCUCGCCUGGCCCGAUACACGGGGAACACAACGUACUCCGACUGGGCCGAGAAGAUCUGGGACUGGAGUUCUUCUGUCCCACUUUUGAACAAUGAGACCUGGAUUAUCUCUGACUCUACGAACGCCGAGAACCACUGCGCGACUAGUGAUAACGUCCAAUGGUCUAUGAAUUAUGGUACAUACGUCACCGGUGCAGCAUAUAUGUAUAACCUGACGAACGGCGCCUCGAAGUGGAAAUCUGGCGUAGAUGGCCUCUUGAACACCAGUCUCACUACUUUCUUCCCUGCACAGUAUGGUGGAGAUAUCAUGUCAGAAUACGAAUGCGAAGAGAGGGAGCUUUGCAACAAUAACGAAAUUCUCUUCAAGGGUAUUUUUGUGCGUGACCUGGCCUUGGUCUCUACCGUUGCCCCGUACACCGUGGAUGACAUCCUGCCACGUCUGCAGGGCUCCGCUUCGGCGGCCGCGGAAGCCUGCACCGGCGAAUCAAAUGACACCUGUGGAGUGCGAUGGUACAGUAAGAAGUAUGACGGCGAGAAGGGGAUGGAACAGCAGCUCAGCGCGGCAAGUGUGUUCACGGCAAAUCUAGUUGCUUUUGAUAGGGAAGACCUGGCCACCCAGGCUGGAGGUACGAAUGCAACUUCCGCCACCACAAACACGACGGAGACGAGAGCCAGUGGAACUCAAGCUGCUUCAAAUGCUUCGGGCACUUCGGCUAAUGGUGCUAGUGUGCUUGUGGGUGGACCGUUGGCGAUUACUGCGGCCGUGUUGGCUGGUAUCAUGGCCACUUUCUAA